AUGCCCGUUAACAUAGAAGUGCGUUUUGAUAAUAACCCUCAAGGGAUCUACUAUGUUGGACAAACUGCUGCCGGAAGUGUGGUGCUGCACCUGGACCAGCCGGAAACUGUUAAAGAGAUUUACUUCAAACUCGAAGGUUUUACGGUGGUCAACUGGUCUGAGCGACGACCCCAUGGUCAACGCCGCCGAUCGAGACAAUUCUGUGGCCGUCGGGAUUACAUGAAUACGAUCACGGCGUUGGCCGGAACGCAACAUGGACCACCGAUAGAAAUUCCAGCCGGCACGCAUGUGUACAAUUUCACUUGUUUGCUUCCGGAAAUGCUUCCGACCUCCUUCGAGGGACGAAACGGACAUAUCCGGUACACAAUUACCGUCGUCAUCGAGCGACCAUCGUUGCAAUCCACCGUUUAUCGGGAAGCUUUUACCGUGCUUAAAAAUGUCAAUCUUAAUGAUACUCCCGCUCUGUGGAAUCCGGUAAAAUUGCGCGAAACCAAAACUUUCGGCUGGUGGGUGUUCAAAUCAGAUCCGUUGGAUAUUACGGUGGAAAUUCCGUACACCGGCUAUGUGCCCGGUCAAAUAAUUCCCGUUCUGAUACAGUGGGAAAACAAUACAAAUAUUUCAAUACACGGAUUCCGCAUCAAACUGUACAAAAUCGAAAAUUGUUCAGCAACGGAACCGUACGAAAAAACCCGCACAGAUUCUCAGAGCAUCGCUAAAAUCGAAAACCGCGAUCUUCACCAGCAGGGAAAGGUUCGAUUCGAACGUGGCAUUCUGAUCCCGGCCACAGCCCCGUCGAUGGCCACUCCUCUGAUAACCGUGACUUAUGAACUAAGAAUUUUCAUACACAUAUCGGGAGGAGACAAUGCCGAGUUCGUUAUACCGGUGGUAAUCGGAACCAUCCCUCUGAUCGGUCCUCCACCGCACACAAGAACUACCUCCGACGGUGGUGACGAUCCUUCCGGAAAUGAUGGUCCUUCGCCACCUGGGUACGGCUUCAAAUUCGGUGCACCAUCACCGUCAGAUGAUGUGCCACCUGGCAAGGGUGCGUCCGGCACACAGCAGAUGACGGAUCAGGGUCCAUCGACGUCUUCCCAGAUGCCCAGUGCCCCCAAUAACAACAACCCAACCCAACAGAUGCAGCAAGAUCUACGUAAGUAA
Molecule: messenger RNA, 1158 nt
Organism: Uranotaenia lowii
Lineage: Eukaryota; Metazoa; Arthropoda; Insecta; Diptera; Culicidae
Product: arrestin domain-containing protein 2-like
Exons: 2
Coding region: 1-1158 (385 amino acids)
Biological process (GO): protein transport
Cellular component (GO): cytoplasm
Source: RefSeq, a predicted model, not a curated record